AUGUUCUACAUUUACGUCAAGCAAUUUAUUGAGAGUGAUUCAGCAAACUGUCCACCUGGAAGAUAUUUCGACAUGACAUUGUCAAGCUGUUCGCCCUGCGGCUACGGCUUCUAUCAACCUCGACCGGGUACUUUCGAAUGCAUUGCUUGUGAUGUUGGUAAGACAACGAUGUCCGAGACGGCUACAAACGAAGAUGAGUGCCGAGACGAAUGCCCAGACGGUGAGCAUCUAUCUUCUUCUGGAUCGUGCCAACCGUGUCCAGCUGGAACUUACCGUACCCGGGGAGAACACAAACAGUGUGUCAGUUGUCCACCAGGUACCACCACCGAAUCAGUUGCAUCCACGAAGAGAGAGCAGUGCAAUACUCCCAGAUGCAAAGUUGGACAAUUCUUAGUGAAAGAGACUCGUGCCCCCGCGGUACCUUCCAAGACGAAGAGCAGAAGUCGACAUGCAAGCUCUGUCCCACUGACCAUACCACAGCAUCCCAGGGUAGCACUCGGUUUUCCAAACCUAUUGGUAACAGAGAUUAAAUGCUGGUGUUCCUUAGGAGCCACAGCUGAAUCACAAUGCUAUUCGACAAACCAAUGCGCUACCGGUGAGGACAACUGCUCCUGGCAUGCACACUGCAUAGAUCUACCUGAUGACAACGACGUCCCAUCGUUCCAGUGCAAAUGCAAACCCGGCUACAGGGGCAACGGAACAUUCUGUCAA
This is a messenger RNA of Cylicostephanus goldi, 711 nucleotides long. NCBI's taxonomy places the organism in Eukaryota, Metazoa, Nematoda, Chromadorea, Rhabditida, Strongylidae. The record is from the annotation of a GenBank genome assembly.